This is a messenger RNA of Phaedon cochleariae (mustard beetle), 2031 nucleotides long. The record is from the annotation of a GenBank genome assembly. NCBI's taxonomy places the organism in Eukaryota, Metazoa, Arthropoda, Insecta, Coleoptera, Chrysomelidae.
AUGGAGGAUUCAAAGCUGGAAAACAACUCUAACGACUGUGAUAUUAUGUUGCUAGAACAUUUCCUGAGGAGUAGACAAAUACCGGAGACUAUCAUUGACUAUUUUAAGAAAGAAAACAUUGAUGGCGAGUCACUUUUAUCAAUGGAAGAAGAUGAUCUAAAGAAACAUAUUCCAAAAUGUGGCGAUCGCAUAGCCAUUUUAAACUUCUGUAAAAGAACAGCACGCAGUAAUAAGCAGAGUUUAAUAGAAAAACUGAAAAGUAAAAUGGAAUCCAAAGAAAAAGGUUCAAAAAGAAAACGUCCUCAAAAAUUCAAUGAACAGCAGCAUACCAAAAAACCAACAAGAUCGAUAGAGAUUGGUUGGCUUUGUGCCGAUAAGACAAAUAAAGAUUACAAGCAAGUCAGGGCGAAAUUUGGAGGCGGUACAAGAAGAAUUUCAAUAUCGAAGAAUUUUAAAUGUUCAGACAUACUGAUCAUAGCAAAAGAAUUAUUUUUUCCUGAUGGUGUAUCGCCCAAGGGAAGUUUAUCCCUAUUUGACUGUGAACUUUUAGAUUUUAAAAGUCAUGCAUUAUGCGAGGAUCUAACAGUUCAAGAAAUGUAUGACUUGACUGCAGUAAAAACUAUGAGGUGUUACUUGGCCACAAAAUACAAAAUAGAUGUGCUUACCGAUGAUGAAGAAUAUAUCCCAGCAACCAUCACUAGUCAAUGCACUUCAGAAUCAACAGCAAUAAAUAAUGAGUAUCAGUACCUUGUGAAUUCAAUUCUCGAUGGACUCGAUCAUGAUGCGAACAAAAUAGCCUCAGAAAUUUCAAAUCAUUCCCCAAUCUGUAUGUUGCAGGACAAUAGUAUCAUUGAAGAGAUGGAGCGAUCAUCAGAGCAACUUGCUACAGAAAAUAUUCAUCAGACAUUUGAGGAUGUUGUAAAGACUUUACAGGAGCCGAUCAAUAAUGAGGAAUCGAAUACAUUCAAUGUAUUUCGAGAAGAAAUUUUCACAUGUUGCGUUAGGGCUAUGCGGCGGCAAUCAUUCUCCCCCUACAAUAAAAUCUUCGUCAAAUUCAGUGACAUGGAGGGUACUUCAGAAGGGGCAAUAGAUGAAGGAGGUCCCACGAGGGAACUUUUCAGACUUGUGAUCAAUUUUAUCAAAGAAGGUCCAAUGUUCACAGGCUCGUAUAAAAAACACCUUUCAUUGAAUGCACAAGCUCUGAAAAACAACCAUUAUUAUGAGGCUGGACGCAUCAUUGCACUCUCAUUGGUACAUGGUGGACCGGCUCCACAUUUUUUCUCUGAGUGUUUGUUCAGAUUAAUAACAGGACAGGUAGAAAACGCAUUACCAACAUUGAAUGAUGUAGGAGAAGACAUCAAGUCAGCUCUAAUACAACUGGAAAAUACGGAAAGCCUUUCCGAGGCCCAAAACGUGAUCACUGACACCAGUAUUUUCACUAUUGCAGGAUACAAUUUUAUAUACAAUUUUCAAGACAAAUCUGACAUUAUACAAGGUACACUCAAAUUCUAUGUUAUCAAUAUAAUUCAAGAAGCUUUAGCCCAAUUUAUCGAUGGAUUAAAAACAUGCAACGUUCACGAAUACAUGGUGAAAUUCCCAGAUCUAUUCAUGAGUCCUAUGUGUGAUGAUGUUGGAAUAAUAACGGCAGAAGAUUUAGAAAGGCUUUUCGAAGUUAAAUACAGUACCAUAGGAUCAAACACACGGAAAGUUGAGAAUAAAGUUAUCACCUAUUUUAGAGAUUAUCUACUCGAAUGUGAAGCCAACUCAAAUCGUCAAGGAGAAUGUGGCUCCGAAGAAAAAAUAUCUUUGGUGGAUAUUUUGAUAUUUGCAACUGGGGCGAAUCACAUCCCCCCUUUGGGUUUUCCGCUAUCACCACAGAUAACAUUCUUACAUGAUGACUCAAGUCCUUAUCCGAAAGCAAACACUUGUGGCUUGGUGCUGAAGUUGCCAGUUACCCACAAAAGUUAUGAGGAGUUCAUAAGUGCCUUGAACUUCGCAUUUGGAAAUUGCAAUUCCUUUGGUUUCGCAUAA